AUGGCGACCCCGCGAGCCCGAAUCCUAGACCUCAUGCGUGUGUCAUGUAGGCUUUUCAAUACUCACUUCAAUCCCACUGGAGAGCGUACCGGAAACAAGAUUCUGCGAGAGCGGUUAAAGGGUCCCACCCUUCUUCAGUAUUACCCUAAGGAACAAUUCUCGAUUAAACAGUUCAAGCGAGCCUUCCCAGACCUGUCCAUGUCCGAUGAGAAGGAAGAGAUAAGAUUGGAAUCCGUCGAAAGUCAUAAAUUACGAGGAAAGGGCAAACCCAAGAAGUACAAGUUGGGACGAGAGAGAACAGCCGGGAAGAAGAAGUCCAAGCGGAAGUAA
Molecule: messenger RNA, 330 nt
Organism: Orbilia oligospora ATCC 24927
Lineage: Eukaryota; Fungi; Ascomycota; Orbiliomycetes; Orbiliales; Orbiliaceae
Exons: 2
Coding region: 1-330 (109 amino acids)
Cellular component (GO): mitochondrion
Source: RefSeq, a predicted model, not a curated record